Messenger RNA from Saccostrea cuccullata (small rock oyster), 1832 nucleotides. Its product is annotated as enteropeptidase-like. Gene Ontology annotation, cellular component: membrane. The coding region runs from base 62 to 1150 and encodes 362 amino acids. Lineage: Eukaryota; Metazoa; Mollusca; Bivalvia; Ostreida; Ostreidae. The transcript is spliced from 7 exons. The record is from RefSeq and is a predicted model, not a curated record.
UGAGAAGAAUGUUUUAAAUUCAGAACUGGGAUUUACUUCCUCGAUGAAGUGAAACUCUGCCAUGAAAACUGACCGUCGUUCCCAACUGUUGUACAUUCUUUCUCUUGUUCUGUCGACGAAAGGAAAUAUCUUCACAAGCUGUGAUUUUGAGGACGGGUUUUGUGGUUGGACAAAUAAGAACUGGAACAGAUCAGAGUACAGUUCUCUAUUAAAAUCAUCAGGACCGGAGAGAGCCCACACAGGGAGAUAUUAUAUUUAUUCGUUCGGAAAGGAGAUCGGAUAUAAUGCCACAGCCACACUGGAGAUUGGUAACAUUACAGGAGCAAAAACGUACUGUCUGUUGUUUAAUUAUCACAUGAAGGGUGCACAUAUUGAGAAACUGGAGGUGAAAUGGAAAGAUUCUUUAGGAGUAAUCUGGAAAGUUGAGAAAGAACAAGGACAAAAGUGGAACUGUGCCGCAGUUAAUGUAACCUCAAAAGAAAAAGGCAGCAUCCUAUUUCUCGGUACAACAGGUAGAACAGACAGUUCUCUGGCGGACAUCAUAGGACUGGAUAAUAUUAAACUCGUCUUCCCGACAGGAAACUUCUGCAACCAGCAAGGUUGUGAUUCACCUUUUACUCCCGGGCCAACGUCACCCCCUUCAUCAUCAACGUCAUCCCAAUCAACUACGUCAUCAAAAUCUGAAACAUCGACGGUCAAGGGCGCCUCGUGGUUUGAGGACAAUAUUCCGUACUUGGUUGGGGUGCCCGCGGCAGUAUUACUAGUAUCACUUAUUCUUAUUGGAGUCUGUGUUUUCCAAGCACAUCGAAAAAGGAGUGCGAAAUCCCCACCAUCGAUUCCGCAUCUUACAACACAAGUCGGGAUCGGACGAGUGAUUGGUCGGAGAGCCAACAGUUACGAUGACACCCCAACAGCAGACCGGACUGCGGAGGAAGAGGAGUACGACUACAUUCAGGAACCCCCUUAUUUGGAGGUUAAACCAGACAAUGGUGAUCCAAAUGUGUACCUGGAUAUAAUAGCAGACGAACAACAGAACACACGCGAAGUCCUACAAAAUGGAGUCCAACCUACAAAUCAUUCUGUUAAAUAUAAAAAUACCGAAAACACCGAAAAUGUUUAUUUGGAACCUAUAUCUGAUUCAAUGAAGUGAAAUGUAUUUCAUAAAAAGGAGUGAAACAUUCAACUAUAGAAACCUCUUAUAUUUCUUAUUAACCUGGCUUCUCACUCUCCGUCAAAUAUAAAGUUUCUUAAGAACAUCCGCAAGGUACCUUACCUACUGAUAAUUUUUUCAAGAUAUUCUAAAUUUAAACUUAUAUCACCAUUAUAUGUUCCAAGACAAAAAAUCAGCAUGUGUUACAAGGGGUUUUGAAAAGAUGUCAAAUUAUGAAAAUUUUUACAUUAUUCAAAGAAAAGUACAAAAAUUACAAAACAUAAUUUCCAAAUUUUUUUUCAUCAAAAUUUGUUUUAGAAGAGGUGUACAAAUCCAUAUAUAUAGACGUUAAAGGUAUUGCACACAGGUCCUUCAUUUAGUGGAACUCUUCAACUCCAGGGAAGAUCCCAAUAAAGUUCAAACUACUUUGCGUAUGACCUUAGUGGUAAGCGAUAGGAACUAAGGAAGAGUUGUUUAUAUGAUUGACGAGAUCAGUUACAAUAUGAUAUGCCUGUCUCAUUGUAGAAUACAUAGAGAUAUAAUGGGUAUAAUAUAUCAAGAGAACAUUACACGCUAAAUCCCAUCUCAUAUUUAAUACCAGAGCAAAUGGUCUCAUGUCAGCACAAGGGUCAGAGACCCGAGUACAGAUAUGACAAGCAAGACUGACAAUCAAGACAGAAUC